GUUUUUUUUUUUUUUUUUUUUCCUUUUUCCCGCCCGCCCUCCUCCCCUCGUUCGUCUCCUCUCCCCGGCCAGGGUCACUAGGGAGUCCGCUGACGCCGUGUGAGCUGAGCUUGCCGUCAAGAUGCCGGCCUAUUUCCAGAGGCCGGAAAAUGCCCUCAAGCGCGCCAACGAAUUUCUUGAGGUUGGCAAAAAGCAACCUGCCCUUGAUGUUCUUUAUGAUGUUAUGAAAAGUAAAAAACACAGAACAUGGCAGAAGAUACAUGAGCCAAUUAUGUUGAAGUACUUGGAACUUUGUGUGGAUCUUCGCAAGAGCCACUUGGCUAAGGAAGGAUUAUAUCAGUAUAAGAACAUUUGCCAGCAGGUGAACAUUAAGUCUUUAGAGGAUGUUGUUCGGGCAUAUUUGAAACUGGCAGAGGAAAAAACUGAAGCUGCUAAGGAAGAAUCCCAACAAAUGGUGUUAGAUAUAGAAGAUCUGGAUAAUAUUCAAACUCCUGAGAGUGUUCUCCUGAGUGCUGUGAGUGGGGAAGACACACAGGAUCGGACUGACAGAUUACUUUUAACUCCCUGGGUUAAGUUCCUGUGGGAAUCAUACCGGCAGUGCUUGGACCUUCUUCGAAACAAUUCUAGAGUAGAGCGCCUCUACCAUGAUAUUGCCCAGCAAGCUUUCAAAUUCUGCCUGCAGUACACACGUAAGGCUGAAUUCCGCAAGCUCUGUGACAAUUUGAGAAUGCACUUGUCUCAGAUUCAGCGCCACCACAACCAGAGCACUGCAAUCAAUCUUAAUAAUCCUGAGAGCCAGUCAAUGCAUUUGGAAACCAGGCUUGUUCAGUUGGACAGUGCUAUCAGCAUGGAACUGUGGCAGGAAGCCUUCAAAGCGGUAGAAGAUAUUCAUGGGCUAUUUUCCUUGUCCAAAAAACCACCCAAGCCUCAGUUGAUGGCAAAUUACUAUAACAAAGUCUCUACGGUGUUUUGGAAAUCUGGAAAUGCUCUUUUUCAUGCAUCUACACUCCAUCGUCUUUAUCAUCUGUCUAGAGAAAUGAGAAAGAACCUUACACAAGAUGAGAUGCAAAGAAUGUCUACUAGAGUCCUUUUGGCUACUCUUUCCAUCCCCAUUACUCCUGAGCGCACUGAUAUUGCUCGGCUUUUGGAUAUGGAUGGCAUUAUAAUGGAGAAACAGCGUCGCCUCGCAACACUUCUAGGUCUUCAAGCACCACCCACACGAAUUGGCCUUAUUAAUGAUAUGGUCAGAUUCAAUGUGCUGCAGUAUGUUGUCCCCGAGGUAAAAGACCUUUAUAAUUGGCUGGAAGUAGAAUUCAACCCACUAAAGCUAUGUGAGAGAGUCACAAAGGUUCUAAAUUGGGUCAGGGAACAACCUGAAAAGGAACCAGAGUUACAACAGUAUGUGCCACAGCUGCAAAACAACACCAUUCUUCGCCUCCUGCAGCAGGUGGCACAGAUUUAUCAGAGCAUUGAGUUUUCCCGUUUGACUUCUCUGGUUCCUUUUGUUGAUGCUUUCCAACUGGAACGGGCCAUAGUAGAUGCAGCCAGACACUGUGACUUGCAGGUUCGUAUUGACCAUACUUCUCGGACCCUGAGUUUUGGAUCUGACUUGAAUUAUGCCACUCGAGAAGAUGCCCCAAUUGGUCCACAUCUGCAGAGCAUGCCAUCUGAGCAGAUAAGAAAUCAACUCACAGCCAUGUCCUCAGUGCUGGCAAAAGCACUUGAAGUCAUCAAGCCAGCUCAUAUUUUGCAAGAGAAAGAAGAACAGCAUCAGUUGGCAGUUAAUGCAUAUCUUAAAAAUUCACGAAAAGAACAUCAGCGGAUCCUAGCUCGUCGACAGACAAUUGAGGAAAGAAAAGAGCGUCUUGAGAGUCUGAAUAUUCAGCGUGAGAAAGAAGAAUUAGAGCAAAGAGAAGCUGAACUCCAGAAAGCACGAAAGGCUGAAGAAGAGAGGCUGCGUCAGGAGGCAAAGGAGAGAGAAAAGGAGCGAAUCUUACAGGAACAUGAGCAAAUCAAGAAGAAAACUGUUCGUGAGAGGCUGGAGCAGAUCAAGAAGACGGAGCUGGGUGCCAAAGCAUUCAAAGAUAUUGACAUAGAAGACCUUGAAGAACUGGAUCCCGAUUUUAUCAUGGCCAAACAGGUUGAACAACUGGAAAAAGAAAAGAAGGAACUUCAAGAACGCCUGAAGAAUCAAGAAAAGAAGAUUGACUAUUUUGAAAGAGCUAAACGUUUGGAAGAAAUUCCUUUGAUAAAGAGUGCUUAUGAGGAACAGAGGAUUAAAGAUAUGGAUCUGUGGGAACAGCAAGAAGAGGAAAGAAUCACUACAAUGCAGCUAGAACGGGAAAAAGCUCUGGAACAUAAGACUCGAAUGUCACGAAUGCUGGAAGACAGAGAUUUAUUUGUGAUGCGACUCAAAGCUGCCCGGCAGUCUGUUUAUGAGGAAAAAUUGAAACAGUUUGAAGAGCGAUUAGCAGAAGAAAGGCAUAAUCGCUUAGAAGAAAGGAAGAGACAGCGUACCGAAGAACGCAGAACAACUUAUUAUAGAGAGAAAGAAGAGGAAGAGCAGAGGAGGGCUGAAGAACAAAUGCUAAAAGAGCGAGAAGAGAGAGAGCGUGCUGAGCGAGCGAAACGAGAGGAAGAACUUCGUGAAUAUCAGGAGAGGGUGAAGAAACUAGAAGAAGUAGAAAGGAAAAAACGACAAAGGGAGUUGGAAAUUGAAGAAAGAGAGCGGCGUAGAGAGGAAGAGAGGCGGCUUGGUGAUGACCCACUUUCUAGGAAGGACUCUCGGUGGGGAGACAGAGAUUCUGAAGGCACUUGGAGGAAAGGACCAGAAGCUGACUCUGAGUGGAGGAGAGGUCCACCAGAGAAGGAUUGGAGACGAGGAGAAGGGAGAGAUGAGGAGAGGUCUCACAGGAGAGAUGAAGACCGACCAAGGCGUUUGGGGGAUGAUGAGGAGAGGGAGUCUUCUCUUAGGCCAGAUGAUGAUCGAAUCCCCAGGCGCAGCCUGGAUGAUGACAGAGGUCCUAGACGUGGUCUUGAUGAAGAUCGCUUCUCUCGCCGUGGGGCAGAUGAUGACCGUCCUUCCUGGCGCAAUGCAGAUGAUGACAGGCCUCCCAGGCGAAUUGGUGAUGAUGACAGGGGAAGCUGGCGUCAUGCCGAGGACGACAGACCCCCUAGGCGAGGCAUAGAUGAUGACAGAGGAAGUUGGCGUACAUCUGAUGAGGACAGAGGACCUAGACGUGGGAUGGAUGAGGACCGGGGGCCAAGGCGCGGAGGUGCUGAUGAUGAGCGAUCAUCCUGGCGCAAUGCUGAUGAAGACCGGGGUCCCAGGCGGGGCAUGGAUGAUGACCGGGGUCCCAGGCGGGGGUUGGAUGAUGACAGAGGACCUUGGAGGAAUGCUGAUGAUGACAGGAUCUCCAGGCGUGGUGCAGAUGAUGACAGGGGGCCUUGGAGAAACAUGGACGAUGAUCGGAUCUCUAGAAGAGCUGAUGAUGAUCGGAUUCCCAGGCGGGGUGAUGACUCAAGACCUGGUCCCUGGAGACCAUUUGUCAAGCCAGGUGGAUGGAGAGAGAAAGAAAAAGCCAGAGAAGAAAGUUGGGGUCCACCUCGAGAGUCAAGACCUUCAGAAGAACGUGAAUGGGAUAGAGACAAAGAGAGAGAUAGAGACAAUCAAGACCGUGAGGAGAAUGAGAAAGAUUCGGAAAGGGAGAGAGAAAGAGAGCGAGAUGGCGAGCGUGAGGAUCGCUUCAGAAGACCCAGGGAUGAAGGUGGCUGGAGAAGAGGACCAGCUGAGGAAUCCUCGAGCUGGAGAGACUCAGGUCGCCGCGAUGAUAGGGAGAGGGAUGACAGGCGGCGGGAGAGAGAUGAUCGUCGUGACCUGAGAGAGAGACGAGAUUUAAGAGACUUAAGAGAUGACAGAGACCGGAGAGGGCCUCCCCUCAGAUCGGAGCGAGAAGAAGUAAGCUCUUGGAGACGUGCUGAUGACAGGAAAGAUGACCGGACAGAAGAGCGUGAUCCACCUCGCCGUGUUCCUCCCCCGGCUCUUUCAAGGGAGCGAGAAAGAGAGCGAGAACGAGAAAGAGAGCGAGAGCGGGAGGGUGAAAAGGAGAAGACCUCAUGGAGAACCGAGAAAGAUAGGGAAUCUCUCCGUCGUACUAAAAAUGAGACUGAUGAAGAUGGAUGGACCACGGUACGACGUUAAGUCCCAUGGUGGAGUCAGACUUGUGUCUUACAUAAGUGUGAUCACAUUAGAAGAUUAUUAUACUUGUGCUUCAACCCAUCUGAAUUGGAUUCUUUAAUGUUGUCUCACCAUAACACAAAAGCAUGAACUUGUAUUAAUCCUAUAUAAUAGAUUGAUCAUGCACCAUACCCACAGAAGGUUGGAAAACCAUGCCAUUUUCUGGAAUUUAAGGUGUUGCAUUAUUUCAUCAAUCAUUUGUUUACAAAAAAAAACCUAAAAAAUAAAAAUGUGAACCCUUCAGGUGUUAAUACCUGUAU
This is a messenger RNA of Jaculus jaculus (lesser Egyptian jerboa), 4497 nucleotides long. RefSeq names its product eukaryotic translation initiation factor 3 subunit A (gene Eif3a). The record is from RefSeq and is a predicted model, not a curated record. NCBI's taxonomy places the organism in Eukaryota, Metazoa, Chordata, Mammalia, Rodentia, Dipodidae. Gene Ontology annotation, molecular function: translation initiation factor activity; mRNA binding. Bases 122 to 4201 code for a protein of 1359 amino acids. Gene Ontology annotation, cellular component: eukaryotic translation initiation factor 3 complex, eIF3m; multi-eIF complex; eukaryotic translation initiation factor 3 complex, eIF3e. Gene Ontology annotation, biological process: translation reinitiation; formation of cytoplasmic translation initiation complex. The transcript is spliced from 22 exons.